AUGGCGGUGUCUACGUCGAGAUUGAGUAGAAUGGCGGACCUUCAGGAAUCGUCUUCGAGGAAAUGGAAAGAACAAAGAGAAAUGAGCCCGGAGACGAAUAAAAUGUGGACGGAACCUCCAGAUUGUAAGAUCAAAUCUCAAAGAAAAGUUUCUGUUGUUUAUUACCUCUGUAGAAAUGGGCAACUCGAGCACCCCCAUUUCAUGGAGGUUACUCUUUCUUCUUCUGAAGGUCUCUAUCUUAAAGAUGUGAUCAACCGUUUGAACUUUCUCCGAGGAAAAGGCAUGGCCGCUAUGUAUUCCUGGUCUUGCAAGCGGAGCUACAAGAAUGGAUUUGUGUGGCAAGAUUUAGCUGAGAAUGAUUUUAUCUACCCAGCUCACGGCCAAGAGUACGUUCUCAAAGGAUCGGAACUACUUGAGAAUCCAUUUCUCGAAACUGCGCCGCCGCCGCCUCCAACCGUCGGCGUCCUAGAUUCACGGAGGAUGGAGAGGCGACUGCGAAACCAGUCCUGCAGUUCUAUCGAUUUCAACUUGCACGAGUACAGUGCAUACAAAGCAGAGUCCUCAGUCAGAGCCGUCGUCGACGGCUCCACUCAAACCGACGACAACCGUCGCCGCCGGCGAUCCAUGAGAGAAGCAGAAGAGAAGAGUAAAGGGCAGGAACCGAGCCAGAAUCAAAGCAGAGAAGAGAUCGAGAUCUCACCACCGCCGUCCGAUUCCAGCCCGGAAACUCUGGAAACAUUAAUGAAAGCCGAUGGUCGGGUGAUCCUACGUCCAGAAACAGUCAACGAAGACCCAGCGGUCAACAAUCAAAAAGCCAGAAUAUCAUCAUCAUCAGUUCUGAUGCAAUUAAUAUCUUGCGGUUCCAGUUCAUUUAAGGAUUGUGGGCCCACACAUCGAUUGAAUUUGAUUUCUCAGUACAAAAUGAGACUGCCACGUGGCUUGGAACCUAACGGGUUAACUGGAGGAAUGGGAAGAGUGAAACUACAGGAUAAAGAGUACUUCAGUGGGAGCUUAGUAGAGACCAAAAAGGAAGAAUUUCCAGCCCUUAAAAGAUCUUCAUCUUACAAUGCAGAUAGGAGCUCACAGUUGGAACUACAAGAGAAAGAGAUGAAGGAAGUGACAGCAAAAUGCAUACCAAGAAAGCCAAAGAACCAUUCUGCUAGAAAAGAACUCAACAACGACCACUAA
This is a messenger RNA of Fraxinus pennsylvanica, 1188 nucleotides long. Lineage: Eukaryota; Viridiplantae; Streptophyta; Magnoliopsida; Lamiales; Oleaceae. The record is from the annotation of a GenBank genome assembly.